Molecule: messenger RNA, 1946 nt
Organism: Selaginella moellendorffii
Lineage: Eukaryota; Viridiplantae; Streptophyta; Lycopodiopsida; Selaginellales; Selaginellaceae
Product: protein DETOXIFICATION 46, chloroplastic
Exons: 14
Coding region: 147-1811 (554 amino acids)
Biological process (GO): transmembrane transport
Cellular component (GO): membrane
Molecular function (GO): xenobiotic transmembrane transporter activity; antiporter activity
Source: RefSeq, a predicted model, not a curated record
CACACAUUUGUCUGAUCGAGUGGCAAUUCCUUGUCAGCUUGGACGAGGCUAAAGAGCGCUCAUAGUGGUUUCAGUGAAUCUCACCUCGGAUCACAGCUUUUCAGUGAUUUUUUUCUUUGUUCUAUCGCUAGAGCCAUUCGAUAGCUAUGGAGUGUGCCCCAUUGCGUCUCUGGACCGCUAGGGCGGAAUUCGCAUCCCAUUUGCAUAGAUUUGCAGAUGGGCGAUCGCGGCGUUGUGGCCUCAAUCGCAUUGCUCUGGUCAGAGUGAGAGGUAAGCAGCGGUGGCGCUGUCUCGAGCCGGAGAAUGCCACCACUGCCGAAUUCCAAGAGAGGGAUUUGGCAGAGAGGGAUUUGCCUCCAGCGAGCAAUGAUCCUGUCAAGUAUUACGUUUCUGGAGACAACGCCAUCGAAGCAACAGAAGGACUGCUCAAGGUUGCGAGCACUGCUACUAUUCUCGAAGAUAACGCACCUGAAGCACCGGCUUUCCUUCAAGACGAUGAUAGCACGAAUCUGGUCGAGGAAAUGCGCCAGAUCUUUGCAUUUGCAGGUCCAGCUCUGGGGAUAUGGCUAUCUGGUCCGAUUAUGAGUCUGAUAGAUACGAGCGUGGUCGGCAUCACGAGUUCCAUAGAACUGGCCGCUCUUGGACCUGGAACGGUGGUUUGCGAUGGGCUGGGCUAUUGUUUCCUGUUCUUGUCAGUUGCCAUCUCAAAUCUUGUGGCAAUAUCGCUUGCGAAAAAGGACGAAACGGAGGCAGCAAACCAUCUAGCGAGGUUUCUGUUCGUUGCGGUUUCCUGUGGCGUGGUGAUGUUCACUGUGAUCAAGCUUUCGUCCAGAACGAUGCUUCAUGCGUUUGUUGGGGGAAACACUGCGGUUAUUCCUGCGGCCGCGUGCUACGUUGAUAUUAGAGCUUUCGCUUGGCCGGCAGUGCUGGUUACGAUGGUUGGGCAAGGUGCAAGCUUGGGGAUGCAGGACUCGGUAAGCCCUCUCAAAGUGCUAGCAGUCGUAAGCCUCAUCAACGCUGUAGGAGACGUCCUGCUGUGCACAUUUCUUGGAUACGGUAUUGCUGGUGCGGCCUGGGCGACAAUGCUAGCGCAGUAUGUUGGGGGGUUCCUGACGCUAAAGUCACUGAAAGACAAGGGCUAUGAUCCCCUGGCGAUCAAAGUCCCUCGCAUGGAAGACCUCGCUCAAAUGAUCAAAAUAACGGGUCCGGUCCUUUUGACGAUGCUGUCCAAGGUAGCUUUUUACACAAGUAUCACAUUUUUUGCAACUUCACUAGGCGCGGUGACUCUAGCUGCUCAUCAGGUUAUGGUUGGGGUAUUUUCAUUGUUUUCGGUCUGGGGAGAACCCCUGGCUCAGACUGCACAGUCUUUCAUGCCCGGACUGCUUUGUGGUGGCCAACAUAAACAGGCACGAAGGCUGCUACAAAAGCUCCUCGCCAGCGGCGUGGUUUUAGGAAUAGCUUCAGCGGUUGUAGGCAUUUCGAUUCCAGUCUUCCUUCCGCAGCUCUUUACAAAUGAUUCCGCAAUCAUAGAAAAGAUGCACACCGUCGUCACACCGUUCUUUUUCAGCAUAGCGCUGACUCCGCCAGCCCUCGCUCUCGAAGGAACGCUUCUGGCUAGCGGGGAUUUGAAUUUUCUGGGGAUUAACAUGGCAUUUGCUUUUGUGUGUGGAACUGUACUUAUGCUGGUAUUUCACAAGCUUGGCUUCGGCCUAAGCAGCUGCUGGUGGACCAUGGUCUUGUUUCAAAUGAGCCGAUUUAUUGCGUCAUUUUCGCGUCUGACUUCAUCCAAGAACAUCCUAAACAACAUUUAAGUAAGUUAUUGUAAGAUAAACUUGAUUAAGUUUGAAUAGGGAGACCCAGGAAGAAACAAUGAUACUUUUCAAACCACUAUAAAUUGUUGUGAAUGUAAGAUUACAAUGUUUUUACAAUAAUAGUCUUUAUCUUAA